CGCACGCACGCACACACACACACACACACACACACGAGGAGGCGCUCGGCGAACACCGUCCCAAGUCCGGGCCCAGCGCCCCCGCGAGGCCGAGCGCACCCGCGCGGGGGCACCAGGACCGCGGGGGCGGCGGGGCUGCAACCCCGGCCGGCUCUGAGUCACCCGCCGGGAGCCUCGCCCUGGAUCUGGGCGGCCGGGAAGCGCGCAGCCGGCUGGGGCAGCAGCCGCCGCGGGAGCAGGAACGGCGCAGACCUUCCCUGAUGGAUAAUCUCUAUGAAGCAAACGGCAGUUUUGCCAUCAACUUAUUAAAAAUGUUGGGUAAAGAGGACAGCUCACGAAACGUGUUCUGCUCCCCUCUGAGCAUCUCGUCUGCCCUGGCCAUGGUCUUCAUGGGGGCCGAAGGAGACACUGCCACCCAGAUGUCCCAGGCCCUUUGUUUGAACAGAAUUGGAGAUAUUCACCAAGGUUUCCAGGCACUUCUCACGGAGGUGAACAGAUCUGGCACUCAGUACCUGCUCAGAACUGCCAACAGACUCUUCGGAGAGAAGACGUGUGACUUCUUUCCCGCCUUUAGAGAGUCCUGCUGGAAGUUCUACGGGGCGGAGCUGGAGGAGGUGUCCUUCGCGAAGGACACGGAAGAAUGCAGGAGGCGCAUAAAUGACUGGGUGACAGAAAAGACCGAAGGUAAGAUUACAGAGAUACUGGGUCCUGGGACAGUUGAUCCACUGACGAAGUUGGUUCUCGUGAAUGCCAUCUAUUUCAAAGGGAAGUGGAAUGAGCAAUUUGACAGAAAGUUCACACGGGGAAUGCCCUUUAAAACCAAUCAGGAGAAGAAGACAGUGCAGAUGAUGUUUAAGCAAGCUAAAUUUAGAAUGGGGUACAUAGAGGACAUGCAUGUGCAGGUCCUGGAGCUGCCCUACGCAGGGGAGGAGAUGAGCAUGGUCAUUCUGCUGCCGGAUGACAACACCGAUCUGGCCGUGGUGGAAGACGCACUUACCUACGAGAAGUUCAGAGCUUGGACAAAUCCAGAAAAGAUGACGAAGGAUAAAGUUCAAGUUUUCCUUCCCCGAUUGAAGCUUGAGGAGAGUUAUGAUUUGGAGUCUUUUCUUCGAAGUUUAGGUAUGACUGAUGCGUUUGAGGAAGCCAAGGCAGACUUUUCUGGAAUGUCAGCAAAGAAGAACGUGCCUGUGUCCAAGGUCGCUCACAAGUGCUUUGUAGAGGUCAAUGAGGAGGGCACAGAGGCGGCCGCGGCCACCGCCGUGGUCAGGAAUGCCCGGUGCUGCAGAAUGGAACCAAGAUUUUGUGCAGAUCACCCUUUCCUCUUCUUCAUCACGCACCCCAACACCAAUAGCAUCUUGUUCUGCGGCCGCUUCUCUUCUCCAUAAGGAGGGGCGGUUCCUGUGCGCUCACUUCCUUCCCUCGUGCCCACCUUGCUUUAACACAGAUUCCUUGUGACCGAAUCGGUACAGUGGUCUGAAUGCCACAAUAAAGUGUGUGCACCUGGGAA
Molecule: messenger RNA, 1507 nt
Organism: Hyaena hyaena (striped hyena)
Lineage: Eukaryota; Metazoa; Chordata; Mammalia; Carnivora; Hyaenidae
Product: serpin B8-like
Exons: 7
Coding region: 261-1385 (374 amino acids)
Biological process (GO): negative regulation of endopeptidase activity
Cellular component (GO): cytoplasm
Molecular function (GO): serine-type endopeptidase inhibitor activity
Source: RefSeq, a predicted model, not a curated record